Messenger RNA from Mobula hypostoma (lesser devil ray), 729 nucleotides. RefSeq names its product disintegrin and metalloproteinase domain-containing protein 8-like. The record is from RefSeq and is a predicted model, not a curated record. Gene Ontology annotation, biological process: innate immune response; integrin-mediated signaling pathway. Lineage: Eukaryota; Metazoa; Chordata; Chondrichthyes; Myliobatiformes; Myliobatidae. The transcript is spliced from 8 exons. The coding region runs from base 1 to 729 and encodes 242 amino acids. Gene Ontology annotation, molecular function: integrin binding.
AUGCCUCGGUACCUCGUCCUGCUGGGUUUCGCCAUUUGUGGCCGCCUUCUCACUUCCCCGUGGACAGGCAGCCCCGAGCCCAUGCCGCAGAGUAGCACAGAAGGCUCCGGUGGUCGCGGCCCGCUGGCAGAAAAGCUUCUUGGAGAAGGUGCUCAGUACAGAAUCAUCUCACCAUUUAUUAUAUCAGGAGGUCAGAUGCGAAACAUGGAUCAUUUACAACAGAACAAUUAUACCGAUGAAGUUGAAAUAUGGAUGGAAAUAGAAGAACAGCAUUUAACUCUGGACCUUAGAAGAAAUCACUUCCUGAUACCAGAAAGGCUUCAGGUGUCAUAUUAUGGUGCAAAUGGAACACUGAUGACAGAACAAAGCAGCACUUUGACUCACUGUUUCUAUGAAGGGAUGGUAAGAGGACUCCUUGGAUCCCAAGUUGCAGCAAAUAUAUGUUCAGGACUCAGCGGCCUAAUUAUGCUGAGUAACGAGAGUUAUGUUAUUGAGCAUGUUGAGCGAGAUGGACGUGGUUACCACCUGCUGUUUGGACCUAAGCAUCUGAAGUUAAAGGAGAUGAAGAGCAAUAGCAAACACCUAUUUUCUGAACAUACUCCACACCCACUUCGGUAUCAGAGUGCUUUCAGCAGCAAACGAAAAGUUCUCAAUCGAUUGGCUAAUGCUGCUAAUUAUGUGGAUUUGUCUUACGAGGUUGAGGAGCCCGCCAUCAGCCCUCAUUUGUAG